This is a messenger RNA of Amphibalanus amphitrite, 2400 nucleotides long. RefSeq names its product heat shock protein 70 B2-like. Bases 111 to 1991 code for a protein of 626 amino acids. Gene Ontology annotation, molecular function: misfolded protein binding; ATP hydrolysis activity; ATP binding. Gene Ontology annotation, cellular component: cytoplasm. Gene Ontology annotation, biological process: protein refolding; cellular response to unfolded protein. The record is from RefSeq and is a predicted model, not a curated record. Lineage: Eukaryota; Metazoa; Arthropoda; Thecostraca; Balanomorpha; Balanidae. The transcript has a single exon.
CAGUAGGUCCAGUGAGCUGCACCUGAGUGUUACCUUCGUCUGAGUGUGUACUGCAGCGUGCUUCGGGUAGCUUGAAAGUUGAGUAGUCUAACGACGCACAGUCUUUCAAAAUGGCAAAAUCGACGGCGAUUGGUAUUGACCUGGGCACCACUUACUCAUGUGUGGCAGUGUUUCAACAUGGCAAGGUGGAGAUCAUCGCGAACGACCAGGGCAACCGGACCACGCCCAGCUACGUGGGCUUCACCGACACGGAGCGGCUGAUCGGAGACGCCGCCAAGGGACAGGUGGCCAUGAACCCCAAGAACACCGUGUUCGACGCUAAGCGGCUCAUCGGCCGGCGCUACGACGACCCCAAGAUCCAGCAGGAUAUGAAAAACUGGCCUUUCAAGGUCGUCAACGAGACUGGUAAACCCAAGAUUGAGGUAGAGUACAAGGGAGAGAUGAAGCGGUUCACGCCCGAAGAGAUCAGCUCGAUGGUGCUGACCAAGAUGAAGGAGACGGCCGAGGCGUAUCUUGGCACGUCCAUCAAAGACGCUGUCAUUACGGUGCCGGCCUAUUUCAACGACUCCCAGCGCCAGGCCACCAAGGACGCCGGCAUGAUCACCGGUCUGAAUGUCAUUCGCAUCAUCAACGAGCCGACAGCAGCCGCGCUCGCCUACGGCCUCGACAAGAAGCUCAGCGGCGAGAAGAACGUCCUCAUCUAUGACCUGGGCGGCGGCACGUUCGACGUCUCCAUCCUAAGCAUCGCCGACGGCUCCAUGUUUGAGGUCAAGUCAACGGCUGGAGACACGCACUUGGGCGGCGAGGACUUUGAUAACAAGCUUGUUGACCAUCUCGUGCAAGAGUUCAAGCGGAAGCACAAAAAAGACAUGUCGGGCAACGCACGUGCCAUUCGUCGCCUGCGUACCGCCUGUGAACGGGCGAAACGCACCCUUUCCAGCAGCACCGAGGCCAACAUCGAAAUCGAUGCACUCUUUGAGGGCAUCGACUUCUACACCAAGGUGACGAGGGCGCGAUUCGAAGAGCUGAACAGUGAGCUUUUCCGCAGCACACUGGAGCCAGUAGAGAAAUCGCUGCGGGACGCCAAGCUGGACAAGUCUGCCAUCCACGAGAUUGUCAUGGUUGGUGGCUCGACACGCAUUCCCAAGAUCCAGAAGCUUCUUCAGGACUUCUUCAACGGUAAGCAGCUAAACCUCAGCAUCAACCCGGACGAGGCGGUGGCGUACGGUGCUGCCGUGCAGGCAGCCAUCCUGUCUGGAGACACCAGCUCUGCCAUCCAGGACGUGCUGCUGGUGGACGUGGCGCCACUCUCGCUCGGCAUCGAGACGGCCGGCGGCGUCAUGACCAAGCUGAUCGAGCGCAACAGUCGCAUCCCGUGCAAGCAGCAACAGACGUUCACCACGUACUCCGACAACCAGCCGGCAGUCAGCAUUCAGGUAUACGAAGGCGAACGCGCCAUGACCAAGGACAACAACCUGCUGGGAAAGUUUGAGCUCACCGGCAUCCCGCCGGCGCCGCGCGGCGUGCCCCAGAUCGAGGUCACUUUUGACGUCGACUCCAACGGCAUCCUGAAUGUCUCCGCCGAAGAUAAGUCCACCGGACGCACCAACAAGAUCACCAUCACCAACGACAAGGGCCGUCUCAGCAAGGCCGAGAUCGAGCGGAUGCUUGCCGAGGCGGAGAAGUACCGCGAAGAGGACGAGAAGCAGAGGGAGCGUGUCGCCGCACGCAACCGUCUCGAGGCGUACGCGUUCUCGGUCCGCCAGGCUGUGGACGAGGCUGGCGCCAAGGUCAGCGACGCGGACCGUCAGCUGGUGAAGGACGCCGUGGCCGCCACGCUCAAGUGGCUCGACGAGAACUCGCUGGCCGAGAAGGACGAGUUCGAGCACCAGUACAAGGAGCUGGAGGACAAGUGUCGUCCGAUCAUGACCAAGCUGGCGCAGGGCGGCGGACAGCAGCCUGGGGGACCGACCGUGGAGGAGACCGAAUAGGCGCCUGUCGUCCCUGUAUCGCGAGAAUUCGGUUUAUUUCAUUUCUCCUAGGUCGGAGAUUAGCAGAACUGAGAAGAGCUACAGAAGCACAUCAAUAUCCAGCGUGGAGCAUAUAUAAUGUUUCGACGAUUCAUAUAUGAAUGUAUCACUAACGCGGUACUGAGGUCGUCCCGUCUGCUGGAAGGCUGUGCCUUUAUGACAUUAUGUAGAAUCUGUGCAAUGCUGCUGGUAGGUUGUUUCUUAUUUGUUUAAAAUAAUUCAAUGCAUGCGCUUUAGCUGACAUUAGGGACGGUUAUCGGUCGCUAUUGUUUGGACGAUAUUUUGUGCAUUGUGUGAGACUUGGUUGCGUUCUCUGUGAGGUGCUAAACAAAAUGUUUCUGCAUAAUAAUACAAUACUGAGACUAGUCAA